Fragaria vesca subsp. vesca is the source of this 1256-nucleotide messenger RNA. Its product is annotated as gibberellin 3-beta-dioxygenase 1-like. The coding region runs from base 125 to 1201 and encodes 358 amino acids. Lineage: Eukaryota; Viridiplantae; Streptophyta; Magnoliopsida; Rosales; Rosaceae. Gene Ontology annotation, molecular function: gibberellin 3-beta-dioxygenase activity. The transcript is spliced from 2 exons. The record is from RefSeq and is a predicted model, not a curated record. Gene Ontology annotation, biological process: gibberellin biosynthetic process; response to light stimulus.
UCUCUCUCUCUCUCCUCUCUCUCUCUCUCUCUCUCUCUCUCUCUCAUCUCUACCUAUAUAUACUUCUCCGUUCUGUUCCACUUGAUCGAGUUUCUUAACAACACUACACAGCAACAUUCUCACUAUGCCUGUAAGAAUCUCCGAAGCCUUUCCAUCCCACCCCCAUAAACACUACCCUGCAGACUUCAACUCACUACACGAGUUACCAGACUCAUAUGCAUGGACUAAUCAACUCGACGAGUUCCCAUCUCUGGACUCUCCAUUCGGCUCUGAUCUGUGUGUUCCGGUCAUCGAUCUAAAUGACCAAAAUGUCAUUAAACUCAUAGGACAUGCAUGUAAAACAUGGGGUGUGUUCCAAGUCACAAACCAUGGAGUCCCACAGAAGCUUGUUCAUGAUAUUGAAUCAACUUGUCGAAGCCUCUUCUCUCUGCCAGUUCAGCAGAAGCUCAAAGCCGCUCGACCGGCCGACGGAAUUUCUGGUUAUGGAAUCCAUCGGAUAUCUUCGUUUUUCCAAAAACUCAUGUGGUCCGAGGGCUUCACCCUUGUUGGCUCACCACUUGAACAUUUUCGACAACUCUGGCCCCAAGAUUACAACAAAUUCUGUUGUAUGGUAGAAGAAUACGAGACAGAGAUGAAGAAGCUAGCAGGGAGGCUGAUGUGGCUAAUAUUUGGAUCAUUGGGGAUAUCCAAGGAAGACGUCAGUUGGGCCGGCCCAAAAGGUGGCUUUGAAGACGCAUCCAAUGCUCUACAAUUGAAUUCCUACCCGGCUUGUCCGGAUCCUAGUCGGGCCAUGGGUCUGGCCGAGCAUACGGACUCAACCCUCCUCACAAUCAUCCACCAAUCCAACAUAAGUGGCCUGCAAGUUCUUCGUGAAGGCGCCGGGUGGCUCACUGUUCCGCCCGUCGCCGGAGCUUUGGUGAUCAACAUUGGCGAUCUCAUUCAUAUCUUGUCCAACGGGGAGUACCAGAAUGUGCUUCACCGGGCAAUAGUCAACCGAAGUCAACAACGUCUAUCGGUGGCUUACCUAUAUGGGCCACCGAUUAACGUUCAAAUCUCGCCUCAUUCGAAAUUGGUCACCCCAAGUCACCCUUCUCUUUACCGCCCGGUCACUUGGAAAGAGUACCUUGGUAUCAAAGGAAAACUCUACAACAAGGCACUUUCAUCCAUUAAGUUUCAUGAUCAUCAAAAUGAUCAAAUGUAGUCGUGAAUGUUAAUGGCUUGUAAGGGCAUAAAUAAAUCCUUAUUUUGUUACAAAU